AUGUCAAUGACUACCAAGACCUCGAAGGAAAACCCAGAGAUUAAGCUAUCAGCGCACAAGGAUGACGAUGCUCAGACCUGUGGAUCUCAAGAAAGCUUGAUUGAUUUUAAGCAAUUGGCUGAGGAUAUUAGGGACAAUACUGUCUUAAUAAAGAUCUCAUUCAGGAAAUCCCACAGGUAUCUUGACGACUCUCCUAAAUCAAUGAAGGAACUUAAGAAGCAAAUUGAGACCAUAUUUGACACCAAGUUUGAAAGAAAAUGGCGAAUGUUUUACUUCGACUCACAAUCUGACAGGAUCGAUGUCACUAAGAACAGAGACCUGAAAACAGCUUAUAAAGUAGGUUCCAACAAGAAGGAUAAAGUCUUGAAAAUCUUUGUUUGGGACAAAGAAGGGCCGCUUCCUGAACACAAGGACACCAAGAAGACUACCUUUGUAGAUAGUGCCUUAGAGCAAAAGAAGAUGAUUGAUAACAUGCAUCAGCAGAACUUGCCUCCUUAUUCAUCAGCUCCUAAGGAAUAUGUAAUCAAGAAAGCUCCAGACGAGCCUACCAGGCCAACAUUGGACAAGAUGCGUGAGAAUAGUAUCCAUCCCCAAUUUUUUAUUAAGGAGGAAUCUAAGACACAGACCCAGCCAGAGUUUGACCUAAUGAAGCUCCAGAUGUUAUCCAAGGAAGACAUGAACUAUCUGUCUACACUGAAACAUAGAAUAGUUGAAGUGAUCAAAGUAAGAGAAGAUGUUCCAUUCGAAGAGAUAGAAUCAGAGUUUGCUCAGGACCAGAAUUACCAGCGGCUCAAAGAAAUCGCAAGUGACUUCAUUCAUCAUAUUAUUGCUAAAACAAAGGAGAAAGUAAGGAUGAUUAGAAAGACAGAAGUUCUGCCUGAUAUGAAGCCGAGCAUUUCUGCAUUGAUGCCUCAACCCAGGUUUGACCCUAACUUGGUUGUGACCUCUGCUAGGACUUCUGAUGAUAAGAACUUCGGUAGAGCUUUCUUCAGCUGAAGAAUAGGGUCUUCAUUUAGAUCAUUUGCUUUCUUUGUUUCAGAAUUUGAAAUCAAGGCACUGAAAUCUAAUAAAAAUACUGGUCAGAAUUUGUACCUGGAGACUUGAUUAGAAUGCUCAGAGGGAGUUUAUAAGGAAGCACUGACUUUGAAAAUACUCGACUUUAAUUGCAAAGUGUAUCUUCCGAUUGUCCACUGUGUUAUCGAGGAGCCUUGUAAAGAGUCAUACUUGACUUUCUUCAACUGGUGUAGGCAAGAACUUGGGACAUUUCUGACACCUAAGACGAUUAUUGUAGACUUCAAGUAUGAUCUUUUCCAAGCGGUGAAGGAGGCAUAUCACAACAUUCAAGUUGUAGUAUGCUUCAACAAAAUGACUAAGAAAUUUUAUCAAUUAGCAGAGCAGUAUCAUCUUAUCCAAGAAAAGUUAGUAGCAGAGAGAGUUCGGAGGCUGAUUUUAGCAUUAAAAUGUCUAGCAUUCUCUAUCCCAGGAGGAGUUAAAGACAUAUUUGAGAAAAUUCGAGGGGAGCAUAGCAAAGAAUUCAUGGAUCUUCAGGAGCAAUAUGGUUCGUUCAUGUCCUAUAUCAAUACUACUUAUUGUGAUAGGUUCAGUAAGAUUGAUUGGUGGAAUCAAAAUCACGCAAAAUUGGUAUUUCCUGAAGAGAUUAAGUUAGCAAGCCACAGUGAUGAAAUACUAAGUCCAGUGUAUGCUAAAUACAGUCAGGAAUUGUAUAACGCACAAAAUCCAGGUGAGAACAACAUUCAGAGGUAUAUUACAGCCCUUCAAGGAGUGGAAAAGGCCACCUCGCAAGACAUUUACAACAAAUAUGCUCCUGAGGAAGGCAAAGAAGUUCAGAUUGAAGCCCGGCCUUUUACGAAGACAAUGAAAGCUCUUAUGGAAGAAGAACUUGACAAGAUCUUUAAUUGUGAAGAAAAUAAUGAAGGUCUCUGAGAUACCGCCCAAGCACUAGAGACUAUCGGACUAAAGCUUGAAGUUACAGAAAAAGGCAAGGAGGAAUUCAAGCCAGAAUGUGACCUUAAUCCAUGCGAAGAGGAAACUACUGGUCAAAAUUAA
Molecule: messenger RNA, 2067 nt
Organism: Moneuplotes crassus
Lineage: Eukaryota; Ciliophora; Spirotrichea; Euplotida; Euplotidae
Source: the annotation of a GenBank genome assembly